CCAACAAAGGCGUCGUAGGGGGGCAGCCACGGGGAGUGAGAUGUACUGGGGAAGCUGAAGUUACAAGAAUUAGUACAUGUAGGCCUAUAUAUAGGCAACUGCAAAAAAUCAAGUAAACUUGUCAGUCAGCCAUGGAGGCCAAAGGAUCACAAGGCAAGGAAGAGCAGUGGCUGCCGGCUGUACGUCAUUACCAUCCUGGGAUAUGCCAUGCUUGUUUAGAAAUGCCCUCACAGAAGUGCUCCCUCAAACGGUGUGCCCAGUGCCAGCUCGUGUCCUAUUGCUCCAAACAGUGCCAGAAAAAAGACUGGUCAUCUCACAAGCACCUUUGUCAAGCAAACAAAGUGGAUAGCGGCAAGAAUGUCUUUUCACAAGCAAAGGUAAAAGUUCAUGAUAAAAGAUCCUGGCAAGAAUUCCGGAGCUGCUUGCAGGUAGCUGCAAAUAUCAACCUGCAACGACGUUUAGACGUCUUUGAAGAUGAAAUAUUUUUAUAUCCAAGAGUGUGCGAGGUAUGCAGAGAGUCAGAUAAUUCACGUAUGAUAGAUUGUAGUCGUUGUCAUUCUGUGUUCUACUGUUCAGAUGUUCACCGUUCAGAAGAUGUCAAGCGUCAUGAAAAGUGGUGUAAUAAUUACCUUCUUUGUAUUAAGUGUGAUGUUGUAGAGUACAAGAAAGGAGUUCCAGAUCUCCCUUUUCCCACUCAGGUUGAUAGUGAAUAUAAGAAAUUACCUAAGAAGAUGGUAGAUCUUCUUAGGCCACAGCUCAACACCAAAGAUGUUUCUGAUGAUGAAUUAGAUCCAAAGCUUAUUGUAAUAUUGUCAGAGAGACUGUCAUAUCCAUUAUCCCUCUUGUAUGGCAUGCAGCUACUCUCACUUGGCCAAGAUGGGAAGUCUGUGGAACAGCUGACAGAAUUGAAAGUUCAUGUAGUGGGAGCAAAAAGUACAAAAGAAUUGCUGGGCAUCAUCCGAUGGGAAUAUAUGCUUCAUCGAUUGCCAGCUCUAAUGAAACUCCAUAUUGUGUUCAUUGGACCUGAGUUGUUCUCUGAUUCAGGUUUGAGCGAGGAACUUCCAGAUAACCACUGCCUAGAUGACAGUGGAAUGUCCCGAUGUGACAAUUGUCAGAGUAGAAAUCGUGCCAUUAUUUAUGAGAUGUGUGAGAUGCUGUACCACGACUAUGCCAAAGCCUCCUAUUAUCAGAACCCUGAUGUGAUUAUUUCCUUCAAUUGUGGUUUUCAUGAAUUUGAAGGUGAAGAAAAAGACACAUGGCCAGCUUCUUUAUCCAUCAUGCUAAAAAAUCCAGAUGUACCUGUAAUUUUUACAUCAUACACAAAAACAGAAUCUGAAAGAGAUCUUGAAGUCUUGAAAAAGAUUGAGGAUGUAGAAGUCCUCAUGCCAGUCGAGAUGAAUCCUUACUGUAGUUUAAGGCCCAUUCGGGAUUUUACUAGAGAAGAUGACUGUGACAUGUUCUUUGUGAAUCAAUAUAUAUCAUGUGUGAGAAGAAAAAAAUCAUAAGUCUUGGUUCAAGAAAAAAAUAUAUGAAUUUAAGUCAUGAUUUCAUUAUUUACAAAAACAAGGAUUCACAAAGUGAUACUACACAUAGAAGAAAUCAUCUAUAAUAAAUUGUUUUAGAAAACAUAUGGUACAAAUAUAUUUUAAUCAGUCAGCAGAAGCAAUUUUAUUUUGGAAAAUAUAUCAAUAUCAUCUGUUCUGGGUAUCCAGACAUAUGCAUUCUUAAUACAUUUAUAAGAGAAGAAUUUUAUCUUAUUUUUAAUGCUUUUGUAACUAAAAUGAAAAAAAAAAUAAUUUUUGUUAUUUUUUAAUAGAAAAAUUACACUUGAUUAUUAAAUUGUGAUGGAUAUUAACCACAUAUUUGGUAUAAUGGUGAAGAAGGUUUAGGAUGAAAAUCUAACAUAUUUAUAUAUUGCUAAAUCAAAAAGAUCAUUAUGCUUUGAUGAUAUAAUUAUGAAAUUACUUGUAAACUGUGUUAGUUCCUUUGAAGUUACCAUGCAGUAAAGAAUAAGUAGAAGUAGAGUUAGUAUCCUAACUUUCAAUGAAGUAGAAUUUGAAUGCACAGUGGAACAAGCUUGGUUUUUUAAGGGCAUUAUCAUGUUAUUUUUUUCUCUGUACAGAAUGCAAUAGUAAUUCUCAAGUUCUUACAAAGUACAAAUGUGGUAUUCAUUGUUGAGUUUAUGGGCUAUUUGUUGUUUGUGGUGAUCAGUUUGAUUUUUUUUUUUUUUUUUUUUUUUUUUUUUUUUUUUAUAGUAAUUGAAUAACUUUACAUUUGUUAGUUUCAUGCAUGGCCUGAUCUUAGAAUACUUUUCUUUGCACAAUUCUACCAUUAUGUCUUUUGAUUUUAACAGUGUAUUUUACAGAAGUCUCACAGGACAAUAAGAUAAUUUGUGUCAGUGCUA
Molecule: messenger RNA, 2404 nt
Organism: Penaeus vannamei (Pacific white shrimp)
Lineage: Eukaryota; Metazoa; Arthropoda; Malacostraca; Decapoda; Penaeidae
Source: RefSeq, a predicted model, not a curated record